This is a messenger RNA of Anopheles maculipalpis, 3672 nucleotides long. RefSeq names its product transient receptor potential channel pyrexia-like. The transcript has 2 exons. The record is from RefSeq and is a predicted model, not a curated record. Lineage: Eukaryota; Metazoa; Arthropoda; Insecta; Diptera; Culicidae. Gene Ontology annotation, biological process: transmembrane transport; monoatomic ion transport. Bases 266 to 3598 code for a protein of 1110 amino acids. Gene Ontology annotation, cellular component: membrane. Gene Ontology annotation, molecular function: monoatomic ion channel activity; protein binding.
GAAAAGAUAAAAUAAAAUAACAAGCAGCAUCAAACACCUUCACUAGACCAAAACCACAAAUGGAACAGUCACAAUGAAUCGCCACUAUCGGGGUAUGGGUGCUCUAACUUCAACGGCAUCGAACGAUCACCAUUUACAGCUUACAAGAAUAACAAUAGCAGCUCUCGAAACAAUAAGGCUCUACAAAUUGAACUAACCGAUUAAACAAACCACAUUAAACUUCACAACCAACUUACAUCCGGUCUGUCGCUGAACGAGCAUCGAAAUGGACAAUUAUGGUUUUAAAAAUAGUGAUACUACGCCACCUUCGACACCACCGGUACGACCACAAAGAAUAUUGCGGACAGUAAGUUGCAUCGAGAAUGGAUCCAUCAAAUUUCCUUGCUUGACUACCAGAUUUAAUGUAGCCUCCAUUAAGGAUACUAGUACAAAGGCUAUUGAUGCAGAAGCCGCCUUAGAAGAACCCGUCGUAGUUCAAAAUGGACUCUACAAUGAUGCGAAGAGCAAGUCAACAAUUUUAAAAAAUAUUAUAACUGGCACAACUGGUGGGAUUGGUCCUUGUGUAGCGGAUGAUCAAAACAAGUCUCCAACCAGUAAUGGAAGCUCUACCGUAACAAACUCCAGUACUAAAACAACCACACCACAUAGUGGAACAGGUCAGACUAAUGGACGUAAAUCGCACAUUGACAGUUACGAGUAUAUGGAGGUGGGACCGUCUCCGCCCGCCGAAGGGGCGCCCAAUCUGUACGAUAGCUACGAUGAAAGCUACUCCGAAUCUAGUGCCCAACUCUGCAAUGACAUCAUCCGCAUAUCGCUCACUGAGCAGAUGCGUCUGGCUGGAGGCAGGGUGUCACUACUUGAAAGCUUCGAAAACGAACCCAUACUUGAUAGUACGACCAUCGAACAGCUGCUGCGCACACCACCAUCGUCAGGGCCAGUAUCUGCAGCCUCAGCGAUUGGCUCUUCUAAUAGCAGCGUCAACGGAGCACAGCAGUUGGAGAAAAAUAUCUGCUUUCUGUGGGCGGCUUUUCUACGAAAGUUCCAUCUCCUCGAGCAAUGCGUUCAGCUCGGAGCAGACAUUAACUUCUGCGAUACCAACGGUUUGACAGCGCUGCAUCUCGCGUCAUUCAGUGGUUGCACUGAAUGCUGCGCGUUUCUGAUUCAUCAUGAGCUUGAUGUUAACAUGCAACCGAAAUGGUACACUCCGCUGCAUUGCGCCGCUUUCGGGAAUUCACUCGCUACCGCUGAGUUGCUAAUUAAAAACGGUGCUCGCAUUGACGUGCCAACCAAUAAGCAACAUUGCGAGGAAUCUCUCUUGCAUUGUGCUGUACGUUCAAAUGCGAUCGAGUGUCUUCGAUUCUUUAUCGCCCACGGUUCGAACGUAAACGCACUUGAGCGAAAUGGAACCAACCCAAUCCAUCUUGCCGCUGAUCUUGGUCACGCCCAGUGCCUUGCCGCACUUCUAGAAUGUCCAGAAGCCGAUCCCAAUGUGCGCAUACAACAGGGCGACAAGCAGAUGACCGCAUUGCAUCUUGCAGCGGACGAGGGUAACUUAGACUGUGUAACACAAUUGCUAGCUCGCGGGGCUGAUGUCCGUGCGCGAAAUCAUCGUGGCUUCACACCGCUGCAUCUGGCAGCCCGUAGUGGAAGUGCUGACUGUGUUGAGGCACUGUUAAAACUGGGUGGCUGUGAUCCGAACAUGGCUGAUUUCGAUCAAAGAACGCCACUGCACGCUGCGGUCAGUAAAUCCGAUACUGCGGUAGAGAUGAUCGAAACAUUAAUUGCAUGGGGAGCUAAUGUCAAUCAACGAGAUGUGUACGGAUUUACGGCACUGCAUCUGGCCGCAUUGGAUGCACUUGGCCCCUGUGUAGAAACGUUGCUCUAUCACGGAGCAGAUGUCACGAUGAAAUCACGCAAGGGAACCAGUGCUCUCAACAUAAUCAGUCGCAAAACUCCGGCAUCGCUCGGAGUCAUACAAUGCAAACUAGACGCGGCUAUCACGCUGACGCAUUCGCAAGAUUCGUCCAGCCGGGAGGUGGAAUUGGAACUCGACUUUCGUAGCAUUUUGCAACAUUGCCACCCCAGGGAAAUCAGUUACCUAAAUACGUUUGUCGACGAUGGACAAAAGGAGUUUCUUCAGCAUCCACUUUGCUCAGCCUUCCUGUACAUCAAAUGGAACAAAAUUCGCAAAUAUUAUAUUGCUCGAUUGCUGUUUUGCUUUACAUUUGUGCUGUUUCUAACAUUAUACGUGCUCACGGCACUAGCGCACAACUGCUAUAAUGGAAGCAAGGAUAUGAAAGAAACUAUCCAGGAGCAGGAGCUCUGUCAGAAGCAAUCUAUCUUUGGCGAUAUGUUGCGCAACAAUCCGUUCGUGAUUGAAAUGCAGUGGAUGGUUCUAGUGGCGAUUACAGCCAUUGAGAUAUGUCGCAAAAUCUAUGGCAUCACCGGAUAUACCUCACUCAAACACUAUGUCACACAGACAGAAAACGCAAUUGAAUGGUUCAUCAUACUGAGCGUAUUCGUUAUAUCAUACAUUUACACCAAGCGGACCUACACAUGGCAGAAUCACGUCGGCGCUUUCGCUGUACUUCUUGGAUGGACCAAUCUAAUGCUUAUGAUCGGACAGUUGCCCGUUUUCGGUGCCUAUGUCGCUAUGUACACCAAAGUACAGGUUGAAUUUGCCAAACUGUUCAUGGCCUAUUCGUGCAUGCUAAUAGGCUUCACGAUCAGUUUUUGUGUUAUCUUUCCAUCGUCCUCUUCGUUCGCAAAUCCAUUCAUGGGAUUUAUUACGGUGCUAGUAAUGAUGACGGGCGAACAGGAUCUUGAAUUGCUGAUCAAUGAUCCCGACGGCAAGGACCCACCCUUUCUGCUGGAGAUCAGCGCACAAAUUACCUUUGUAUUAUUUCUAUUGUUUGUUACAGUGAUUCUGAUGAACCUGCUCAUAGGUAUCGCUGUACAUGAUAUACAAGGAUUGAAGAAAACGGCCGGUCUAUCAAAACUAGUUCGUCAGACGAAACUAAUUUCCUAUAUCGAAUCAGCACUUUUUAACGGCUGGCUGCCUAAUUGGCUGCGUAAUUUACUCUACUACACAGCGCUUGUUUCACCACAAGCUUAUCGCGUGGUGCUGAGCGUCAAACCCCUUAAUCCCGGUGAAACAAGACUCCCAAGGGACAUUAUGAUGGCAGCGUACGAGGUGGCGAAGCAAAAAAAACACUACAGCAGAAAAAAUUUCACAACAGUGCGCCGUAAUUUAUCGUACGAGCCACCGAAAUCUUCGCCAGCAAUGAACGGUAUACGGCCUAAGUUGUACGAUCGAUGUGAUAGCGGCAUCACUGUCCCUGUCAACGGACGGGUUACCAACGGAGGAAUAGGACUAACCUCACCAAACAGUGAUCAUACUUCUAAGUUUGGAUAUGUCUAUGACACUCCAACACUGUACGGGUUAACCAAUAAGCUGGACGAACACAGCGACUACAUCGGUAACAUUUCAUCAGAGAUCGCAGAGUUGCGAUCAUCGGUAGAAGAAAAUCAGCAGAUGCUGCGCCAGCUGCUUCAAUUAUUAAACAAGAGUCCACAGCCCAGCAUUCCAUCGAACUAAUGAAUUCAUCUUGGACAAGAAUGUCAUCUUCACCCCGUCCAGUAGAAACUGCACCAUAAAUACAGUUCGUGGUG